AUGCGGUCGCCCUACCACUCGCAUCCUUACUGCUUUCGGCCUCGAGUGACUAGCAUUGGCCUUGUUUCAUGUAGGCACUCGUAUGCGAUGAUGCGCAAAGGACACCGGCGCCAACGCCCUGCUGGAGAUCCAUUGUUAUUACGGCACUGGGCACAGUCAAUACAAGGCAAUCGAUAUGCCCUGUCCCACGUUCGCAAUAUUGAAGGCACCGCGCACAUGUCGCACUGCUUCAGACAUGAUGCGUGGGCGCGCAAGUAUGAUAUGCCUGGCUCCUAUGCAGCUCCAGUAGUCAGGCCGUCAAGCCACACUGGGCAGCUGGGUCAAGCUACAAGGGCGUUGCGUUGUGCGGGACAUGGCCUCAUCGCUUUCCGCGCGCAGCCGUGCCCUAUUUCUGUGUCGCAGGGGCACGGGGAGAGGGAGAGCAACAGCAGCGACGCGGCCUCCUACGUACGAAGACGCCGUAGCCGUACGCCUAAGAAGGCGUGUUCUGCGUGGCAAAUUGUUCGACGCUAUGCUCCUGACGUUGAUGAAGAGGCGGGCGGAAGAACGGUAGUGGUAGUACCGAUACAUAGUUCUAUGACUGGCCGGCUGUCUUUGGGUUCCUUGGGCUGCCUAGCUCUCGACCGCACCGUCAUCGGCGCGAAUCAGCAUGCAUGGUCUUCUGUGCAGGGCAGGAGAACGAGAAAUGGUCAUGCACGAGAAAUGAUGAUGCUCAUGCCAUGCCAUGCUAUGCUAUGCUAUGCACGCGUCAGCUGGACGAGCAAACGCACUCUAUUUCUGCUUACCUGGCUUCCACGAGUGCAGGCGUUCGGCUCACAAUCAGCGUGGAUCAUCAUGCUUCUCUUGCCCCGAUGCUUCUUCUCCAUCUUCAACGAUAAGAGAUUAACACCAGAUCAAUAUACUACCCACGGCGCAAAAGCAUUCUCAAUGAAUGGCAUGGCUGCAUCUCCCGCCCGUCUGUUACACACGGCCUUCUCAAAUCCAAGAGCCCUUCUUCUUCUCAUUGGCUCCUCGUCGUCUUCGGCUUCAUACGCAAGAUCUGAGCCGACCACAUCGGUACCAAGAGAACGGGUAGAUGACAGGGACAGGUUGACGGAUUUCCUGUUCCUGCCACCACCACGAGCUCUCUUCGCAGACGCGGGGUUCCGGAUGUCAGGUCAGGCCACACAACGCGGACUGCUGUCGCACCACACAAGAACCAUCGUCAUGUCAAAGUACUUCCACAGCGCCCCCGCUAGACCUCCUGGCAGCCGUCAGUCGGCCACGCCGUUCAUGAAAGGUCGGGACUUGGUCGCGGGCUUAAGCCACAGCGCUAAGAUCCAUUGUGACCGUAGACCACGCCUUGGCACCAAUGCAAUGUCUGUAUCUGGAGAAUACCAACCACCCUCAUCGUCAAAGCCAGAGUACAACCAGACACCCUUCUGUCAACCAGCAGUAUCCCUCGAUAUCAUGGUACUACGCACUCCUACACGUAGUUUCUUGAAGGAAUCGCUGCGCUGUGACUUGCGGGUUGCUGCAUGCACAGCAACAGAUGAGAGCAUCCAUGCCUUCCACUGCUACUGCUACUCACCGCCUCGAAGUAGCAAUGACGAGAGCAGUUGUCUCACUGCUAGCGUGGGUGACCUUUCAACAAAAGUCUACAGCCCCCAUGUGAAGCUUCAACUGCCGUGUGGUGUGCGAGCCACCACAACAACACCGGAGUCCGUAGCUCGCGACCAUGCUCAUGAUUGA
This is a messenger RNA of Pseudocercospora fijiensis CIRAD86, 1731 nucleotides long. RefSeq lists its product as uncharacterized. The record is from RefSeq and is a predicted model, not a curated record. Bases 1 to 1731 code for a protein of 576 amino acids. The transcript has 13 exons. NCBI's taxonomy places the organism in Eukaryota, Fungi, Ascomycota, Dothideomycetes, Mycosphaerellales, Mycosphaerellaceae.